Messenger RNA from Astyanax mexicanus (Mexican tetra), 890 nucleotides. Its product is annotated as gamma-crystallin M2. Gene Ontology annotation, biological process: visual perception; lens development in camera-type eye. The transcript has 3 exons. Lineage: Eukaryota; Metazoa; Chordata; Actinopteri; Characiformes; Acestrorhamphidae. The record is from RefSeq and is a predicted model, not a curated record. Gene Ontology annotation, molecular function: structural constituent of eye lens. The coding region runs from base 159 to 686 and encodes 175 amino acids.
UCGGAACAAAGAGAAAUCAAAGUUGAACAAAUCACUUUGCUGAUAUGCAAAUUCAGACUAAUUUAGGUAACAAUCGUUUUCCCUUCGUUGGCACAUUUUGUUUAAAAUAAAUACUUUCCCCCGCUGCAGGGCGGACAAGGAGCUUCAGCGGAGCAAACAUGGGCAAGAUCACAUUUUUUGAAGAGAAAAACUUCCAAGGCCGCUGCUAUGAGACCAGCGGUGACUGCACAGACCUGCUCUCUUUCUUCACCCGCUGUAACUCUGUCCGGGUGGAGAGUGGCUCAUGGGUGCUGUAUGAAAAACCGAACUACAAGGGUUACCAGUACGUCCUGAGCCCCGGCGACUAUGCUGACCACCAGCAGUGGAUGGGCCUCAGCGACAGCAUUCGAUCCUGCCGCUGCAUCAAGAACGUCUAUGGGAACGCAUGGAGGCUGAGACUGUACGAAAGGCCAGAUUUCGGAGGUCAGAUGGUGGAGUGCACUGAGGAUUGCCCUUCCGUCCAGGAGGCCUUCAAGUUUCGGGAGGUCUUCUCCUGUGUGGUGCUGCAGGGUGCCUGGGUUUUCUACGAGCUGCCAGGCUACAGGGGUCGGCAGUACUUUGUGGAGCGCGGGGACUACAGGAAAUACACUGACUGGAAAGCGGUCAGUUCCGCGCUGGGCUCCUUCCACAGAAUCACAGAGUUUUAGGAAGGAUUACCUCACCUGACCAUUGGCUUCACCAACAGCUUGACAACAAUCAAAGCAAUAAAGCGGGAGCUUCAGUCGAACUUGUUUGUUAUGACUGAUCAUUCAGUUGUCCGUGCAAACAAAGGUAAAGACAGCUCAAUAAAAGAAGCUCCUUAAAAAAUUCAAUGACUCACUAAAUCGCAAAUAAAGUCCAAAAUCUUUCAU